AUGGAAUCUAUAUAUGAACGUGCUCUGUUAGAAGUGGGACCAAAUAGCUUAUUUCAAAAGAAGUGGGAUAUUAUUUAUAAUGUGAUUUUUGCCGGGUUGUGGUGCACGUCAUAUAUGAGCAUAUUCCUUGCAUUAGUGAUUCCUCCGCACACUUGUAAGCUUCCUGAACAAACAGAAAACAUCAGUGACAAUUUAUGGAGAUCAAAGUAUAUUCCAAUGUCAAACGAUUUGAACGGUCAAGCUUUAUUAAAUAGUUGUAUGGUUUAUGAAAAUCCCGAACAAAAUAAUAAGACUAAAGAAUGUGUAGAAUUUGUAUACGAUAAAACCUGGUAUGAAUCUACUGUUCCAUCUGAAAAUAAUUGGGUUUGCAGUAAGGAAUUGUAUGUGGUAAAUAUAUUCGCAUACAGUAUGAUUGGUGAGAUAAUUGGAUCUUUAUUAUUCGGAUGGUUUGGUGAUACAUACGGAAGACGAUUGACGUACAUUAUAGCAUUAGCACUAAUUGUGGUUGGGCGCACAGUAUCUAUUCUCGCUGCCCAGUCAUAUGUAUUAUUUACUUGUGGAUGUAUCAUAGCGUCCUUUCCUUCUUGGUCUGCCGUCCAAAGCGUGUCAGUCAUAUCUGUAGAAAUAUCUUCACCAGAGCGAAGAACCACAACGGCCACGUUGCGAGUCGCUGCUAUGAGUUUUGGUGUAUGUGUCAUGUCGCUCUUAUAUUGGUGGAUUAGAGAAUGGAAACUGUUUUUUGUUAUAACUACUGUUCCAUUAAUACCGUAUUUAUUAUUUUCAUGGAAUACAAUCGAAUCUCCAAGAUGGCUUUGGCAGACAGGAAAAUCCGAAGAAUGUAUUAGAAACUUAAGACAAAUAGCAAAAAUAAAUAAAUCAGAAUUAGAAACAAAUACAGCAGAGGAAUUAUCAAAUACAAAUAUAGAAAGAAAUGAUAAAAUGCCUGGACCUGUAGCAUUAUUUUCUAGUAGAACAUUAGCAGUUAGUACUAUUUUACAACUACUGUUAUGGGUGUUUGUAACUCUAAGCUACAGAGUACUACUAAUAAGUGCAGGAGAGAAAACAGAUGGAAACCCAUUUUUAGAAUUCGCUUUGCAAGCAGCUGUUGAAAUGCCUGGAAAUGUAGUGGGAGCGUGGCUUGCAGAUAUUCUUGGACGGCGAUAUUCUGGGAUGAUUGUGUACGGUAUAACAGCCUCAAUGUGGACGAUGUUAUCUUUUCAUGACCACUAUAAAAGUGCUUGGAUCGGUAACAUAUGGAUUGGUGCUGUAUCAAGGACAAUAUGUAGAAUGUCAACUACUUCUUCGUAUUACUUAAUCAAUCUGUUAAAUAUGGAACUUUAUCCUACUUGCCUCCGUCAGUUGGGCAUGUCCAUUGGAAACGUCUCUUCUAGUGGAGCUUCGGCUAUAGCCCCAUACGUGCUUUAUAUGGGACAUCGGGUUGAUUCACGUUUACCUGGCUUGGUGUUAGCAGCAGUUUCGGUAAUUGGUAUACUUUCUUCUUAUAUUCUUCCUGAAACUUUAAAUAUGAAGCUGCCAGAAACUGUAAAAGAUGCUCAAGAAUUUGGUAAUAAGAGAGUUAAAUAUUCUCGAGAUUCCUUGAAAUAUUCUGCUGCGACAGAAGAAAUCGAAAAUUUAAAUUAA
Molecule: messenger RNA, 1641 nt
Organism: Pectinophora gossypiella (pink bollworm)
Lineage: Eukaryota; Metazoa; Arthropoda; Insecta; Lepidoptera; Gelechiidae
Product: solute carrier family 22 member 21
Exons: 8
Coding region: 1-1641 (546 amino acids)
Biological process (GO): transmembrane transport
Cellular component (GO): membrane
Molecular function (GO): transmembrane transporter activity
Source: RefSeq, a predicted model, not a curated record